GUUUCAGCAUGCAGCCAUCAUCAUCUUUCAGUAGAUCCAAAGAUCCCAUUCCAGGAAUAUUGGCCAACAGUCCAGAAACCAAAAAGGAAAUGGUGAAUCGAGUGAUGACUAUGAUGGUGACGAUGGCAAUAACGUGGACGGGCGGACUGAGAGUCGCGGUCCAGGGGCAACAGGUCUGCCCGGAUGCGGCGGAGAUUCGCCCCUGCAAUUGCACCUUCGACCAGGAGAACUACGAGAUCGACGUGGAUUGCUCGGAUGCCUCCAAUGGCCAGGAAAUUCACUCCGCUUUUAACUGUCCCAAUUGGUUCUUCAAAUUGCUCAGAGAGGUACGGGUUUCGAAUAGCCGGCUUGACGAGAUCGUAGAAGACGGGUUCGCAGAGCUUGCCUUCAAGGUCAUCCACAUGUCCGGGACGAGAAUGAUCCAAUUCCAUGAGACGGCCUUGAACCCGUCCAAGGACCGCCUGGAAGUCUUGACCUUGAAGAUUGGGAAUUUGGAUACUUUCCCCUGGCACGCUCUGAGCGGGAUGACCAAGCUGAAGCAUAUUGACCUGUCUAGCAACUCGUUGAGGGAGGUGCCGUCGGAUAUUCCGACUCCUUUCCUGGAAAGCCUCUUUCUCACGGAGAAUCGAAUCGAUACUAUUCAUGGCAACGCUUUUCGACUCAUGGAAAACCUCAAGUAUCUCCGCCUCGGGAACAAUUUCUUCCAAGAAUUGCCCACGGGGUUGGUCAAUAAUCUGACGGAUCUGGUGGAAUUUUUCGCACAUGGGGGAUCCCUGGAAUGCUUGGCGGAAGGGACAUUGAAUUUCAACAGUCCCUACUUGGAGCAAGUCAGACUGGAGAGCAAUCGCAUUGCUAGCAUUCAACCUGGCGCCAUCAGCGGGCUUGAAGCCUCCUGCACGUUGUUGGACCUGAGUAAUAACAACAUUCGGCACCUCGCAGAAGGGACAUUUCUACCGAUUGUCCGGAACCUGACAAAAGGAAACGGAGAACUUCGACUAUACGGGAAUCCGGUGGAGUGCGACUGCACCAUAGCAUGGCUUGUCCUGUCCGAGACUCUUCUGAGGACAGUGACGGGAACCUGUACGGAUGGGGUAUCCUUUCAAGACUUGGACCCGGAGAUUUAUUUGAUACUUUGCACGGGCAGAAGGAAUGCAUGGGGAGAUAUUAGACGGUGGAAAGCUGCUCUCAAGUCCGGUGUCCCGAUAUCACAUAUCCUCAAUCACACCUUCAACUAACUAAAAAACUUAUCUGCUCAGCUGCUCCCUUCCCCCCCACCCACAACAUUGCAGUCUGUUCAUGAAGUGCAGAAUAAAGACGAG
Darwinula stevensoni is the source of this 1319-nucleotide messenger RNA. The record is from the annotation of a GenBank genome assembly. Lineage: Eukaryota; Metazoa; Arthropoda; Ostracoda; Podocopida; Darwinulidae.